GGCGCCUCGUACCUAAACGUCGUGAGAACUGUUAAUCCUUCCAUCUACAGAGACCCAAGCCGCAAAUGUCAAAUCGACGGAGGUAAACAGUGGCAAUUUUUUUCUGCUCUCGUCAUCCGCGAAACGGACGCAAAGGCAAUCCUCCUUGAUGUGAUUUUUAAGUUUUUACUCGCCGCUACGAAAAUGUCAGACGAGGAAGAUACCACGAUCUUGUUGAACAGUGCCACUAGAACCAUCGAAACGUCUAUAAGCAAGGUUCCGAAUGAUUAUCAAUGUUUACCGCCGAAAACUCUGAGGAAACCACUUCCAAAGCCGAACGACAACCUGACACCGUUGACGUCGGGCAAUAAAAAUAUAUUCGUCUCCAUGGUGGCGAUUUUAGCAGGUAUCGCGUUUGGAAGCGACAUGGGCAUUGCAAAACCCAUUGCCCCUUUGAUCAAACACGAGUUCAACUUGAAUUGUUUCGAAAAGGAUUUUGUUAUAAGUAUUUGGUUUGUUGGAGCCCUUGUUGGCGGAUUAACCGGCGGUUUUUUGAUCGAUUCAUUCGGCCGACGUUGGGUAAUGAUAUCAACGCUCAUUUUUCUAACAUUUGGCGCCACGCUGUCAGCACUGGCGAAUCACUACAUUUUGUUACUUGUCGCACGGAUAAUUUGCGGAUAUUCCGGAUCUGUUUCUGCAAUAGCUCACUGUAUAUACAUGGCGGAGGUGUCCGAGUCAAAUAAACGUGGAUACAAUAUAAUGUUGUAUCAAUUGGGCACAGCUACCGGAUUCUUGGUUUCUGUGAUUGCCGCUGCUAUAAAAAACAUAGACUAUCAAUGGCGAUUUUCCAUUGGUAUAACAGCCGUGCCCGCCUUGGCCGCCUGUAUAGCAACCAUCAUAUUCCUUCAACGAUCGCCACCGUUCUUACUCUACAAAAGAAUGGCAAAUGUUUCGAAAACGUCGUCGAAGAAAGCUUGGUACACGAUCUUCGAGACUCUGACGAUUAUGGCUUUCUUACUGAUACUGCAACAGGGUACCGGUAAACGGCAAGUUUUGUAUUACGCGCCAAGAUUGUUUGCAUUAUUGGGAAUUUGCUCUAACGUUGCAGAAGUCACAGCUUUGAUAUCGCUCGGCAUCGUGAAAGUAUUCAGCACGAUGUUAUCUCUGGUCAUAGUGGAAAGAUGCGGACGUCGAACGGCACUGAUUACAUCGGCCACCAUCUGCAUGACAACAAUAUCGCUAUUGUCUCUACUCGCUACGAUAGACAGGGGCGAUGAUAAUUUAGACGUUGUGAACAACCAUUGCAAGAAUCAUCACAACGAGGAUGUUAAGAUUCAUUCGAUUUUACCGACUGGAUCACCGCCGCCGUUCCCUCUACUGCCAACUCCGUUAGCUAUUGUUCCACCGAGUCCGGAAACCUGGACGCAAAUUAAAUCGUCUUGCGAAACACAGAAUAUCGCUGUUUCCGAAGGCCUGACUGGUGGCUUGCGUAUUCUAGCAGUAAUAACGCUACUCGUGUAUGAAGCAGCGUACGCUUUAGGACUUGGACCAGUACCACUUUUGAAUCUCACGGAAGUUUUCCCCGCAGCCAUACGAGGGAAAUGCAUCAGUUUUGUUUCCAUUGUCAUAUGGAUAACGCACAUCAUUGCCACGGAAUCCGUCAGUGCUAUGACAAGGUCAUUAACGUUAGCUGGAUCCUACUUGUUUUACAGUUUCAUGUGUCUCGUCACAAUAUUCUACGUCUUUUUAUUUAUUCCUGAAACAAAAGGCAAAUCUCUGCAUCAGAUCGCCCAGGAGUUACGAAAGAUUCCCCUCGGAACACGCAUAUGCAAUAAUCUGCGUAGUUUACCGCUUAUUUGUCAUAUUCAGUGGAUAAAAAAGUACGACGAAAAUGUAAGUAACGGGCAAAGUACCCUAAUUUGAAAACAGAAUUCCGGCUGGGUUAUCCUAAAAGUUUUCGCGGCUUUUAAUCAGUCUACGGUUUAAAGUGUCUUGGAGAACCAACAGAAUUGUUUUACAACUGCUCUGAGUCAUUUCAAAGAACGUUAUGCUUCUCCUUCAAAGCAAACGACUGAAAAACUUCGGCAAAUUUCAGGAUAAUCCAAUAAUCACAUGUAAUCUCUAUGUGUCUACGAAAGUAUUCCAAAUACUAUUAACUUUAUCCCAUUUUGCAAACUCGUAACUCUUCUAUACACUAUUGUGUUCAACAAGCAUUUGUAUGAAAAAAAGUACGACCGCUGAAUUUCGAUAAAAUUUUCUUAGCUUUAAAUUAUUACAGAACAUAUCAUACAAAACGUACUAAAGAUUGUCGGAAUCAUUUUCGACACGAAAGACUGACUAGUUUUUUAAUUUCACCUGCUGAUUUUUGUUCAUUUCACCGACAGUGAGUCAAAGUUUCUCAAAUAACAAUUGUUUUUCAAUAACUUGUACUUCCAUAAUUCUUUCUGACGUUGUCCACUGACGUUUUUCUUUCUUUUUUUUACAAUACAAUCACUUCUGUAGAAGGAUUAAUUACAAAGAUGUGAUUAGUAUUAGAUUAGAUAGAUACUUUGAACUAGAUAUUUUAUAGCGUAACAAAUUACGUUUAGAAAUGAAUACUUUAGAGAUUUCAAUAAGAAAACGUACGCGUUAUAUAAUAUUUAUCACUUUGUAAUAAAAAUAGUGAUAUCUUUCUUUUUCAUUUUUGCUACCCGCAUAAAAUCCUUUAAACGUUAAAUUGUUCGUCACGUUCGUUUGAACGUGCAUCGCGAUUUCUCUGCAUACAGCUAUAUAACGUGCAAUGUUCUUUGGUGCCAUUUAAGGUAAACACGACUAUGUAAAAAAAUCUUUUAUUAUACAUAACACUGCUGUAUAUAAAAAUAAUUUUCAUAUGUAUAAUUAUUGCAGACUUACAAUAUUGUAAAAUGUAAUAUUGUACUUGGCAACAAUACAGUUGGUUUACGUACUUAAUAAAAUGUAUAGAAAAUAUA
Frieseomelitta varia is the source of this 2948-nucleotide messenger RNA. RefSeq names its product solute carrier family 2, facilitated glucose transporter member 10-like. The transcript is spliced from 6 exons. Gene Ontology annotation, molecular function: transmembrane transporter activity. Gene Ontology annotation, cellular component: membrane. Lineage: Eukaryota; Metazoa; Arthropoda; Insecta; Hymenoptera; Apidae. The coding region runs from base 184 to 1902 and encodes 572 amino acids. The record is from RefSeq and is a predicted model, not a curated record. Gene Ontology annotation, biological process: transmembrane transport.